Molecule: messenger RNA, 4901 nt
Organism: Pecten maximus
Lineage: Eukaryota; Metazoa; Mollusca; Bivalvia; Pectinida; Pectinidae
Exons: 2
Coding region: 148-2211 (687 amino acids)
Source: RefSeq, a predicted model, not a curated record
AGUAAGCCUCGGACUACAGAUACCAAAACACAUGUCAUAGUGUCGCAGUCAUGAGCGCACUAAUAUGGACCAGAGGAGUAAAACAUCAAACGUAGACUAAUCUAGCUAGGUAAGUACUCCAUCAGAUUAAUAACACUGAAGAUAACCAUGAUGAACCCUGAGGAAAGUGAGAGGAUGUCUGCGCUCCUGUCCACAUAUCUGGAGAGGCGUGUCAUAGGAACAGAGAAGACGAUGAACAUCAACAGGAGAUUGAUAGUUUUAAGUGAACUUUUUGAAAAAAAAGAUUUUAGUGAAUUUAUUAAAACUGGAAGUUACGGAGAAGGAUGUUCUAUAAAAGGUUCAGACAUUGACCGAAUGUUAGUAUUCACAAACAUAGAAGGAGUACACCCUGAUCAGUGUAAUAAUAUUCCUCAACACCUGGCACACAAAACUAUUCUGUGCAUUCGCGAGGCAGACUGUCGCCCUGGCUAUGUCCAAUUAGAGCUAGUUCAGCUAAAACAACCAGUAGAUGCACCCUUUUUGAAAUCAAUAGUUAGAAUUGAGAAUUCAUUCUUUAUUUCCAGUGAUAUCUUCAGAGAGGAACAUGUUCUUUCUCAAGUGUCUUCCACAGGUUUUAAAUUUGAAUCCAAUGGACCAAGUGCUAGAUAUAACUAUACAGAAUUUGCUGGAGCAGACACAGUUUGUUGCUUUCCGUACAACAGUUGGCCAAAGGAAGCAAAUGAAUGGAUUACACGUACACGUCUGUAUGGAUGGCCACAUCCAACCUUAAUCAACAAGAUUGUAAACAGUGGAUGCCAUCUUGUUCCAGUUGGGGAUAAAUGUUCAGACGAUACAUUUUUACAAUGGAGAAUCUCAUUUGCAGCAGCAGAAAGAUCAUUAGUUCAUUCCUUUAGUCACAUCCAAGUCAAAGUAUACGUGCUGCUGAAAUAUGUUUUAAGACAAAUUAAGGAGACAUUAAAAGAAACCAUUGGGGAUGACGACAUCUUGUGCUCCUACUUCCUUAAAACAAUCAUGUUUCAUGCAAUAGAAAAUUCAAGCCAAAUGCUCUGGCAAGACAAGAACCUUUUUUAUUGUUUUUGGUUUUGCUUCAACAUUCUGAUUGCGUGGGUCAAGGCGGGAUUCUGUCCCAAUUACGUCAUCCGAGUCAACAACUUGUUCCAGAGGAAAAUACACGGACAGAAUCAACAAAUACUGUUGGAGAUUUUGGACAACUACUCUCGUAUGAAAUGGGAGAGCCUAUCAGUAAACAACUUUAAAGAAACUUCAAUUUUGGAGCAUCUGUGUAACACCUCCAUGCAGGCUGAGCUUCUUCGUCCACGGACUUUACAAGAAAAUAUUAUGAAUCAGGACGCGUAUAUUCUUCCUAUGUCAUUGUAUUCAUUAACAUUUACCACAUCAUCAAUGAUGAUUGGAAAGGCAUUAAACUUAUGUUUAUCACAGUCAAAUGCAGAGGAAAUGUACACAUACAUGUAUGUCAAAGUUAUGGAUGGUGUCAGAUGUCUUUCAUCAGGACUAAUCUCCAAUGGUAUGUGUGGAAAUGAGGCUGCUGCGGGUAACAAGGCCAAAUACCAGCGUCUGAGGAAAUGUAAGUACUUGAUGACUCCCAUGGCUUUAUUCGGUACAGAAGGGUUGUAUUUAGCAACUUUUCAUUUUUUGACUGGAAAUAUCAGCAAAUGCCUGGAGCUUAGCAGGCGAAUAUUGAAACCAGCAUCAUACUUCAAAAAAUGCCAUAAACUUGAUCCAGAACUGUGCACAUUGUACAAACACCUGUAUCACCCUGGCUGCACAUUAGAAAGGCUCCAGAAAACGUACAUUCACAGCAUUACAUUUGUAAGCAAGUACAUGCAUCUUCCUCAUCUUUGUCUAGAGCUGCUCAUAGGAGAAUUAAUAAACAUUCCACCUCUACCAUAUGUCUUGUUCCUGAACUUCCUUUGUUACCACGAGAUUGGAGACACCGGAGCGCGUGAUGAAGCAUUACACCAACUGAUACAGAUUCAGUAUCACGAUGCACAGGGAGGACACAAGUACUGGAUCGUUCACACACUUCUGGGGAUCUGUUAUCAAACACUCGGGGACUAUCAAAGGGCCAUCAGGGCUUACUGGGAGUCAUCACAAUCACAGGAUCCUUUUAAUGUGAAGAACACUGGUAUUCACAGAAUAGCAAUAGUGUAUCUAUGUAUGUAUGUCUCACAGAGGUCUGCGACAGGAUAGUUGUGGUGUAUCUAUGUAUGUCUCAGACGUUUGACAGAGAAUAGCUGUGGUGUAUCUAUGUAUGUAUGUCUCACAGAGGUCUGACAAAGGAUAGCUGUGGUUUAUCUAUGGAAAUAUGCUCACAGAGGUCUUACAGAGGACAGCUGUGGUGUAUUAGAUGAACGAGUGUUAAAUCUGUCCUAACUAAUGGAGUAUUUUUAAUUUGUCAUCAUGCAGGAGAUGCUCAGCUCAAUCUAUUAGCUGUAUGAACUUAUUUUCCGAUUGCGACACUUCAACUCAACGACAGCCAUUCGAAAAUAGAUAAGAACUGCAUUAGAGACACAGAAAUUGACACGAACUUUUAUUGCUUUUUAACCGUCAGCUGCAAAAAAGGGUAUUUGCGAUAUCUCUACAAUCAUCAGAUUUGCAUACUGGAGUUCAUUCAGAUGGCGUAUUCAGAAAACUGUGGGGAGUGGGAAACAACUUUUAGUCAAUUAUACAAAUAUGGGUAUAACGGAGAGUGUACUGCAGUUAUCUCCCCUUGAACCACUCAAAUGUUAUGUAACAUACUGAAUUGAUCUCCCAUCAAACCACUCAAAUGUUAUAUCAUAUAUUGUACUUAUCUCCCCUUGAAUCCCUGAAGUGUUGUGCAAUAUGCUGUUGUGAUCAGUUUCCUGAAUCACUCAGUGGCUAUGUAAUAUAAAGGAAUUAUCUCCAUUAAAUCACUGAAGUGAUAAUGAAGGUAUCUCCCCUGAAUCAUUCAUAUGUUUUGUAAUACACUGGAGUUAUCUCCCUUUAAUCACUCAAUAGUUACCUUGAAUCAUUUUUGUGACAUUGAAAUUAUCUCCGUUGAAUCACUAAAGUGUUGUGUAAGGUCACGCACAACUCAUUCAGCCAAUCAGCUGGUGCUUCACCUGAAUCAAGUUCCUAAAGAAAAUGGGUUUCUUGGCUUUGUAGCUUUUUCCUGAGUAAAUAACACAUACAAUGGGUACUUUCUAUAUACGAGAAUAAAGAGUAGGGUCUUGAGUUUCUAAAAAUCAAAAAUAUAAACUCCUGGUAUAAAUGAAAAGAUGUGGGAUUCUAGGUGUAAAAAGGCGGGAAUUCCCCGGGUGGGGGUUCCCCUGCCCACUGUAAAUAUCAGGGUUACUGUCUUCCAAGUACUGGUGAGCUUUUAUAUGAUAUUAACGUAUCCAAUAACAUAAUUUUUCUGGUAGGGAAAUCUUCAAACUUAAAUUUCAAAUGAGCGAUUGAGGGGAUGGAGUCAUUGGUAAUAACAUAUAGUGAAAUAAUUGGUUGUGUGAGACCUGUAAUAUACUGUUGUUAUCUCCCUUUGAACCACAUUUACUCUUGUGUAAUAAAACUAUGUUAUUGAAUGUCGGAAUUCCAUUCACAACACAAGCGAGCACAGGUAAAUCGGGGAUUGAUAAAAAGUCAGUUUUACAUAGAACCAAUAAAGAUCACUCUAUGGUGGGAGUGAAUAUCCCUCCGGAAUGUCAUGUUAUUAUUUUCUGCUUUUCGUACUUAAAUAUCCAGCAUAUACGAUUCAGACAAUUUUGAUAUACGUGUACUAUUUUGAAAUGAUAUAACCCACAUCACUUACUCAGCAGAACUUGAUUAUACUCUUAGAAGAACUAUAGGGUGCUAUAUGGUGCUUGAAGUAUGGGGCAUUAUAGUGACGAUUAUCACUUUUAGUAAUAAAUAAAAGAAUCGGAACAAGCAUUUUAUCAUAAACAUAUCAAUGGCUACCUGGUCAUAUCAAAAACGAAAUACAAAAUGAUGUAUAUAACACUGUAUAUUUGUCUGUGAUUUUCUUUCAGAUCUUCCAAAGUAUGUAGUUCAGAAUGAUGGUCAUGUUUUCAAUGAAACAAUACAAACUGAAUAAUCAGCCAUUUUUGUUUUUACCUCGAGUUGUAAAUAUGUUGUAAAUAAAUUGUUGACUGUGUUUAUAUGCCUUUUGUCUAAACUUGUGAAUAAUAGUAUGCAUUCUGACACCGAACUAGGACAAAAUGCGAAAUGUAAAAUUAGCAAACAAACUGAAUACUCAGCCAUUUUUGUUAUUACCGGGAGUUGUAAAUAUAUAUAUAUAUAUAUAUAUGGUGUAAAUAUUUUGUUGACUGUGUAUAUCUAUAUAUUUUUUUUCUGAACUUGUGAAUAAUUGUAUGCAUUCUGAAACCGGACGAGGACAAAAUGUGAUAGCGAUAGGUCAUUUCCUGCCUGUCACUCGUGUGGCUAAUAUUUUGAUAUGUUUCACUCGUGCUGCGCACUCGUGAAAAAUAUCAAAGUAUUAGCCCCACUCGUGAAAUAUAUUUGGUAUUACUGAAGACACUGUUAGAUAUCCUCUAUAUAUUGUCAUACGAUUCUUAAACUCCAGUCAAAUCAUGACAGCUUAUAACAAAAUGCCACCCAAUAUGGCACUUCGAAAAUGACAGUUGACAGUCCCAAAAAAUAAAACCUGUUGAGAGUAAAUCUAUAAAUAUUUGUCAAAUCAUCACUCACCUCUAUGAAGAAUGUUACUGGAAUAUAUGUAAUUCAGUGCAAGACAGAUUUGCACAAACCAGUCGAAAAUUACCUGAAAGGAAAGAUGAAGUUCGCUGAAUAACAGUAUAGGAGAAGUUUCAACCUCUAACAUCACAUUAACAUUGUAUCUCUGUUUGAUUUUUUUUAAGAAUCCUUUCUUUAUUACUUUAAAUUAAAAGAUAAUUUCAAGAAAA